AUGCCAAUGUGGUGCCAUCUGUUCAUUCAAACUCUCACAGGGGCUGCUCGCGCCUGGUUCGACAGCCUCCCAUCUGGAAAAAUCAAGUCAUGGGUCGACUUCAGAGACCAAUUUGUAGCCCAUUUCAGCCAGCAGAGACGUUAUCAGCGCGAUACGUCCGAAGUGACAGACAUCUGGCGCAGAGAAAAUAAAGGGUUAGAAGAUUUCAUCACUCGUUUCAACAAGGAGUGCUUAGAGAUUGGAGGUGUAAGCGAAGACUUAAUGCACGCCCACUUCAAAAAGGCCAUCCGUUGUGACAGUCUAAUCAGGACUAUCACCGGGAAAGACGGUAUGCCAAAAGAAUGGGACAAACUCAUGGCAGCAGUGAAGAUCGUUGCGCAGACUGAAGAAUCAUUGGCUAGGACCAAAAACUCUUACACUGAAGAUCGUUUUUCAAGAGCAAACUCGCACGACAAUAGCAAGCGAAACAGAAACAGGAAUCCUGGAUAG
Molecule: messenger RNA, 489 nt
Organism: Helianthus annuus (common sunflower)
Lineage: Eukaryota; Viridiplantae; Streptophyta; Magnoliopsida; Asterales; Asteraceae
Exons: 1
Coding region: 1-489 (162 amino acids)
Source: RefSeq, a predicted model, not a curated record